Molecule: messenger RNA, 1923 nt
Organism: Peronospora farinosa
Lineage: Eukaryota; Oomycota; Peronosporomycetes; Peronosporales; Peronosporaceae
Source: the annotation of a GenBank genome assembly
AUGGUGGAAAUGGAGCUGAGGUUGUGUGUUGUGUGCUCGAUGGACAUGACGUUGUGGUGUGUGACAGAUCGUGAAAAGCAUCUGAAUGUGUGUCUUGAUAAUACGACGACGGAGGAGAAGCGUUAUAACUGUCCCACGUGCAGCCAAGAGCUCACACACUUUGACGAACGUCGACGUUUGGAGCAUGUGAAUCUCUGUCUUGACAGAGAAGAGGCGGUCCAGAGCGAUAUUACUCAAGUUUAUGAAGAAGAGGAAGAGAUGGAACUACUACAGACGCAGGUUGUACAACAGACGCAAGUGCAGGAGGAGGAAGAGGAGGUUGAAGACUGCGUGGACGACUGCAGCUACGUGUGCAAGAUUUGUGGCGUCGAUCUGUCAGAAAUUGAUCUAAUAAGACGCAUUGGCCAUGUGAAAUUGUGCGGUCAAAAGUUUGGUGUGAGAGCUGCUGAUAUGGGUGAAGUGGAGAAAGCCGAGACGAUUGCGUUGAGGCUGGAAGAGAAGAGAGCACCGGACGCGUUUGCCAUUAUGAUGAAUUCUUCGUUGACAGGAGAAAUGAAGACUCAAAUUGCUGGGCUUGAGAGGUCGAACGUUUUCAAUGUUUUGAUGCGAGGCUCGAAAACAGCAGCUGUUCUUAAUGCUAGGAAACAUCCCGUUCCUUUCAAGUUCACACGCAGAGCAAUCAAACGACGACGCCUUUUGUAUCCCGACUAUAAGUGUAUCCGUGGAACGGAUCCACCGUUCAUAGUGGAUGGGUUUCAGUACGCCUGCAAAGAGAAUUCAAGCAUUUACUUCCUCACGCACUUCCAUUCUGAUCACUAUGGUGGGAUCACCAAGGACUUUGACUGCGGCAUCAUCUACUGUAAUGAAAUUACAGCCAAGCUUGUCGUCCAAGAGCUAGGUGUCCACAGCAAAUACGUCCACCCGGUGGGGAUGAACAUACCUGUGUUUGUCGGUGACGUGCAAGUUACUUUUAUGGACGCAAACCAUUGCCCUGGUUCAGCCAUCAUUCUAUUCCGCUUAAAAGAUGGGAAAACGUAUCUACACACUGGAGAUUUUCGGUUUCAUAGGAAAAUGCUGGGCUACCCCGCGCUACAACCACAUAUUCCGACCGGAAAUGAAACAAUUGAUCAUAAUGGUAAAAUUGUUGGCAUCAACCGUUUGGACGGAGUGUAUCUGGACACGACCUACUGCAAUCCCAAGUACACAUUUCCGACCCAGCAAGUUGCCGUCGAUCACGCGCUCGAACUUAUGAACAAGCACUUGACGCAAGAGAAAGUGUUGUUUCUUUUUGGAUCGUACACAAUUGGCAAAGAGCGCUUGUACAUGGAGAUCGCACGCAAGUUUCAAAAGAAAGUUUGUGUCUCAAAAGCGAAGUUAAGAAUUAUUGAGACCUUUGGUUGGCCUACCAAGGAGAUGCAGCUUUUGACAACAGAAUCGUCAGCAACCGAUGUGCACGUCGUACGCAUGCAGGAUCUCCAAAUGGACAACCUCAUAGUGCUGCUGGCGAAGUAUCGUCUACGUUUUCGCCAGAUCGUUGCAUUUCGUCCCACAGGAUGGACUUUCAGUAGCAAGAAUCCGCGAAAAAUUUCUACUUGCUGCACUGAUCCUUCGGGCAAGAUCCACGUCUACGGCAUUCCGUACAGCGAGCACUCGAGUUUUGCUGAGCUCUGCGAUUUCGUCAAAGUCGUGAAUCCUCACGCAAUCAUUCCAACGGUAAACUGCAGCAACAAGAGAAGUGCGACAAAGCAGGUCAAUGCGUUGCGCCAGGUUGCGUUUUACAACAUUUCGGUGCUUUUCAAGCAACAGCAACAACAGAUAAAGCAACAGCUAAAGGAUUUAAAGCAAGAGCAAAAGCAGUUCGAUUUCGCGAGCACUGACAGCAACAGCAAUCUUUCUGAUCAGCAUACAAGGAAUGUCAACUAG